Molecule: messenger RNA, 2976 nt
Organism: Magnolia sinica
Lineage: Eukaryota; Viridiplantae; Streptophyta; Magnoliopsida; Magnoliales; Magnoliaceae
Product: splicing factor-like protein 1
Exons: 2
Coding region: 578-2386 (602 amino acids)
Biological process (GO): regulation of mRNA splicing, via spliceosome
Cellular component (GO): nucleus
Molecular function (GO): mRNA binding; zinc ion binding
Source: RefSeq, a predicted model, not a curated record
UGGUGUUGCCCCUACCCCAGCAAAACAUGUGCUCUUUGGGAUGAGGUGACUUGGCCAAAACAAACUAGUUGUAAUGGUUACAGAGCGUGAGUGCAACCUGGAACCUAGUAUCAAAACUUGAUAUGGACAAGGUAGCAGAAUCCACUUCACUGAAAAGCAGGGCAUAUUCUCUAUAUAUGAAUGUUAUGAAACACUAACGAGUAAUGAGACUUUACAUUCUGGGUGAAACCUUUGAAACUGACUAGCUCAUGGUUCUUAAUUGUCAAGAUUAGGAUUUGGACAAUUGACAAAGAUGACACAGGAUAACUGAUUUGUUGAUAUCUUUACACACUAUAAUCCAAUUGAAUGUUGGAAGAUAAUAUGCGAUUAUGGAAGACUACCGGCUUACCGACAUGUUGCAGCUAGUGCUGACCAAAAUAGAAAUGGCACUGGCAUUAAAUGAAAUCUAACUUAUUUUUGUUUGAUGCUUGUUGCUAUAUUUUUCUUAUUUGGCUCUUUGUUUGUUUGUUUUUUGUUUUUUUUGACAUAUUCUAGUAUUUCUGAUGCCAACAGUGAUAUCUAGUUUGAGCUCGUAUAUAUGUUUACUGCAGAUGUGAACAUGUUAUAUGAAACAAACAUGGGGAAACGGAAGGCUUUAGGCGGUUUGAAUACUCAAGAAGGAGACAAUAAUGUUGAGGAACCUGAUUCUGCAAGCAUAAGGGCAAGAGAAGAACCUAGUGAGGAAAAAUCUGUGCCCCGGCCUGCUUCUGAGGGAAAGGAAAAUACAGGGAGUUCUGGGAAGCGGAGGCGAAAUGGAUGGGAUCCACAGCCAGUAGGGGAUGAGGACACUGUUGAAGGUGACGGGAGAAGCAAAAGGAGGAUGAUCAGAUGGGCCAGUGAUGAUGACCAGUUAAAAAUGCUGGGUCCUAUACAACUUCCUGAUUUUGUGAAGGAACCUACAGUUGGAGCUGAUUUCAGCACUGAAAUUCGUAAAUUGAAUAUGCGGCUUGUGCUGAUAAACAGGAAGCUGCAGGGAUCGGGUGUGCUCGACAACAGGUUGGAAGAACAAAGAUCUCCAUCACCGUUGCCAGUAUAUGAUCAUUUGGGAACCCAAAUAAAUUUAAGGGAGGUUAGGUUCCGCGAACAACUCAUCCAGCAGAGGCAACGGAUCAUUUCGAAAUUGAUUCGGAUGAACCCCACUUUCAAACAUCCUCCCAACUACAAGCCCCGGAAAUUUUACAAGAAGCUCUACAUACCACAGAAAGAAUACCCUGGGUAUAACUUCAUUGGUCUCAUAAUCGGCCCCCGCGGCAAUACCCAGAAGAGACUGGAGAAGGAAUCUGGUGCUAGAAUUCUCAUUCGGGGGAAAGGCUCAGUGAAGGAAGGGAAAGCUCAUCAUAGGCGGGACAUGAAGCCUGACCCGUCAGAAAAUGAAGACCUUCAUGUCUUGGUAGAAGCAGAUAACAAGGAAUCAUUGGAUGCUGCAGUAGGAAUGGUUGAGAAGCUACUGGUUCCAGUUGAUGAGGUGACGAAUGAGCAUAAAACUGCCCAGUUAAAAGAGCUCGCUGAACUGAAUGUCGUGUGCAAAACGUGUGGUGAGCUGGGGCACAGGCAACAUACAUGCCCAAGUAGAAAUUCAACAUACAGCAGUGGUGCUACUGCUGAUUGCCCUUCGAUGGCAUCUGGCCCAGGGAGUAAAAUGGUCAGCCUACACCAUAGCUAUCUUGGUGGACGGCCUGCUUAUAGUACUAUGCCUUGCUACAGCCCUUAUCCUCAGUUUGGUCUUGAGAGCAGAAUCGACAAGGAUAUCGCUGAUUCAAAUCUAUACGUGGCAUACCUUCCUCAGGCUGUGGAUGAUCAUCAGUUGAUCGGGCUGUUUUCUCCUUUCGGCAGGAUCAUCAGUGUGAAACUAGUCAGGGACAAAAUGACAGGUUUAAGCAAAGGCUUUGGCUUUGUUAAGUAUGCUGAUCCUGUCGAUGCUGCGAAGGCUGCGGCCCACAUGAAUGGACACAAGAUUGAUGGGAAGACACUGGUGGUUAGGCUAGCAGGUCGCCCGCUGACUUAUCUUGGCCCCAUGUCUGUCCACCCAGAGAAUCCUGACCAACCAGCUUGGCCAGGCCCACCAGCGCUGAUGCAGCCAAGAUCUCAUGCUGCCUUCACUAAUAGCAAUGCAUUCAAACCGUCUCAUUCGCCUGUCUACUCAGUGCAAACUGGACCUUUCAGCAGACAGUUGCCUUCAUCUUGUGGGCCACCAUUGUAUCAUCCCAGCAGCUCCCCCUGCCAAUAUCAGCCAUUCUACACUACUCCGAAAAGCUGUCCAUCUUCAUGUGUUUAUCUCACUCCACCAAUGUACAGCCAGCCAAAUUCCUGGAGCUUGGGCAGCUGUUCGCCUUCGUGGGCAAGAUAACCAAAACCGUAGAAUCCACCUAUGAUGGAAAUCAUGUCCUUGGCUAAUCCUUGGUCACUGCCUUUUAUACUGAUUGGAGUCUUGCAGCCAUCCAUCGGCAUUGGAUUUGCAUUGUAAAGGUAGCACAAGCAGAGGUCUAAUUGUCUGGGUCCUUACUGCUUCCUCACUUGGCAGUUGGGCGAUUUCUGGUAGAUAGAUCCAAACGUAGGAGAUGUCUGACGGUUGGCAUAUCUUCACCGUAGAUCAUGGUGUCCCAGUUGAUACAGGCUUUUCUCUUUCCAAUGUGUCCCAAUGGGCAGCUGCUUUCUCCAAAGUUAUGCAGGAUUUGCUGAAGAUAAGGUGUUUCGAAGCUCCACUGGCAUUUGGUUUCUGUUCGAGCCACCGACUGUAAAGCAAAACUCCCUUUCCUUUGGUUGUAAGAUGUUAGUAAUGCAUGCUUAUGUCGCAACCAUGCCUGCUUAUGUUACACAAGCCCUGUAGUGACGUGCAUAGAUCUGCUUAUCUUAUACAUGAAAUGCAUGCUCAUGAAUGAGAAUGUUGACUUUUUUAGCCAUUGGAGCAAAUGAAUUGUUUUAGAAGAACUUGCAACA